Molecule: messenger RNA, 2311 nt
Organism: Periconia digitata
Lineage: Eukaryota; Fungi; Ascomycota; Dothideomycetes; Pleosporales; Periconiaceae
Source: the annotation of a GenBank genome assembly
UAUCUUUUCCCUUGACAUCAGGAAGGCGGGUGGAUGCAUGGAUGGAAAUGGGCAACGGUUGUUUCUUUCGCUUUCUUCGCUCGCCAUGGUGCGAGUUUGUGUAAAGGGCGAUUUGCAUCUGGACGCAAAGUUGUCCCCGGCGUUCUCUUUACGUACUGUGUACAUUCCAAGGCGUACAUAGAUACGAAUGGAUCUCUUUCUUUCCCGAAUGAUGUUCGUAAGCAUGGUGCCUACAUGAAUCAAGGGCUGAUGUGAUGGACGUGUUGAUAUUCUUUGAACUGACGUGGAUGUAUUUAGUGCCAGACUAAAGUUUGCACUACCAGCGUAGCUUAGCAGCAGUUGACAUGAGCCUGGUUGACGCGUGACGUCUUUGAUUCUCCGGGACGGGGUGCAAAAAAAUAUUCCUUGCUGUAGGCAUUGAAGUACUCAGGCACAACAGCCCAACUGCUGCAGGCCGGUCGACAUCCAACUGCUUGCGCUUCCGCCAAGACUGGCUUCGGCAAACCUCACCCACUGAAGCGCAUGGUAAUUGCAUCCGUCGCCUUGUACACCACCCGCACAACCAGCUGCUCCCGUCUUUCACCCUUGGGAAUAAAGACAACUUUUCCCCGAAGCCCUUCAGUCUCUAAAAUAUCCAACUCCCGAGUAUGCAAUAUAUCCAGCAUCCACGGCAUCGCAUACAACAUCAGACGAAAUAUGGUUGAUACUCUUGCCAGCCUCGAAAAGGAAUAUUGCCCUCCCUUGGAUCCCGCACUCAUCCACGCGCUAUACCUCGAUUACAGCGAACAGCCCGAUGGCGUCAACGCUCUGCGAGCGAUACUGCACGAUUUCAAGCACGCUGCGGCUGCCGAACAGCUCACCGACUUCGACCCCUCAGGCAGCAGCGGGCUGUCACCUCGCGAUCUCUCCUCCCAGCAUGGCUCCGAUGAUGCGCAGUCCAACGUGAAUUCGUGGGCCUCGCAGACCACAGAAACGGAUUGUACUGGACUUUCCGCCGAGCUUGCUUCGCUAGACCUUAGCCAGCGAUCGGCCUCGGGCUCUGAAGACUCGUGGAGUGGCGGGUACUACAAGGACAGUGACCAUUUCGACACACCAACCAAGGAAGUAUUGCUAGCGGAAACGUUUCCGAGUCUACGACUGCAGCUCGUCGCCUAUACGUUGAAAAAAUGCGGCAACGAUUUGAGCCGGGCCACAGAUGAGUUGCUCAACCAGGUAUAUUUAGAAGAUGCGCAAGCAAGCCCAGGCGAAGAGUCAGCUCCCAGAGGCAUCGAUGCUUUUUCUGAGGAGUUUAACGUGUCCAGGCGCGGCAAGAAAGGCAAGAAGAAGAAUAAGAACGCCAGAAGGGUGGCAUAUGAUGAGAAUUUCGCUGCGUCGGAAGCGGGCUCGUACUCUGCGCCGCCACUCAAUAGGUGGAGUGAUGCUGAUAGGGAUGUCGAAUUCAUCGUUUCCAGGACCAGCCUGUCCGCCAAGGUCGUCACUUCCCUUUACCACAAAAACGGCGCUUCACUUGCGCUCACCAUCUCCGUUCUGAUUCAGAAAGAUGUGACCGAUCAUGCCACGCAAGAACCUCACGCCAGCCACAUUCAAUCAGCUAUCGAUCUUGCUCGAGACUUUCCAAAUGUCGAAAUGCCUCGUGCGAUAGCCCUUAUCCGGCUCACCGACCCAUCCACGUCCAACGCCCACCAGCUUGCCAAAGCUCUAACCAUUCACCCUUCUACUCGACUCCCUUCCACCUCACAACAGCACAUCAUUCCCCGUUACACCCCACUGAAUCUCUCAGACCCAGAACCUGAAGCAGCACCUCUACCGUCCCUUCCUCUAUCGGCCACGCCCCACUCCACGACCUCUCUCGCCACAACCCGCAGCCAGGCCUUCAACCAAGCGUCAGUUGCAUACCGCAAAGGCCGCUCCAACCCUCUCAUGCGCGCUGCUGCGGGCUACUACUCGCAAGUUGGCCGCGACGCGUCUGCGAACUUGCGCGCGCACCGGGAAGCCGAUGCCGACGCCUUUGUGACGCAGCAAUCCUCUUCUACAGUCCUCGACCUGCACGGCGUCACCGUGGCAGACGCGACACGCAUCGCCAAACAGGCCACCCGCGCCUGGUGGGACGCCCUCGGUGAGCAACGUAUCCCUGGUGGUGGGAGGGCCGGCGUCGGUGAUGGGUACCGCGUUAUCACUGGUGUGGGGAGACAUAGUGAGGGUGGCAGGGGCAAGUUAGGUCCUGCGGUAAGUCGAGCAUUGAUUGCGGAUGGGUGGAGGGUUGAGAUUGGAUCGGGCGAGGUGCGCGUUUUGGGAGUUGUGAGGAGGUAGC